This is a messenger RNA of Linum trigynum, 3134 nucleotides long. Lineage: Eukaryota; Viridiplantae; Streptophyta; Magnoliopsida; Malpighiales; Linaceae. The record is from the annotation of a GenBank genome assembly.
CUUAGUUCACGGGCAUGAACUAAAAGCACCGACAGUGAACCAACGAUGAAAAACGCCGCAUCACUAAACUUUGUUCCCGGAUGGAGGUCUGAGUUCAUGAUCUUACGACCGUGAACUGGCUAGUGUCCAGUGCAAACCCUUUUGUACUCUAGAUGUCUGCAGUUUGCGAGGAGCGCCUCCAGUUCACGGUCUUAGUGAUCGUGAACUCGCAACCCAAACCGUGAAGUGGUGUUUUUUCCACCAUUUGACUUGAUCUUUUGCCCUUUCAUCCAACUUUCGACUCCGGGGUUGGUUCUCCCUGUCAAAGCCUGAAACAUACCAAAACAAGGCACAACCCGACGUAAAACCAAACCUCUCGGAGUAAAAAUGCGUCAAACGACUAGCAAACCGGGGGUAAAAAGUGUACAAAUGAGCCCGAAUCACUCCCCCACACUUAGACAUUCGCUUGUCCCCAAGCAAACCAUUUUCAAUCAAGGUAAUAUCUCAAACUAACAAGAUGACUUGGGAAAAAAUUAAAAGGCACAAAGUGGUGAAUCUCAAUGACUAUAUGGGCAUCAACACAUGAACCGCCUCAACAAUACCGGAAUCCACCACAAACGACAUUCUAUUGCAUCAAGAAUGGGAAAAUGAAAAGUUCUCACCCUGUUCACAAAUCAAUGCAAGUCUCGACCGAACUACUCACCAACCACAACUAACCAUGCAUAGAACUCAAUUCCAAGGAACAGACAACGGGGCGACAUAGGUCCUCACCGAGGUAAGAUAUGAGCAUGCAAAACAAGAAUGAAUCACUCACUCUCGACCAGUGGGGUCGGGAAAUUUUUUUUCUGCAAAAGAUGUGCACAAUCAUCAACACACAACCCUAUCGUCUCUCCACUGCGGCGGCAACCUCUAAAUACUAUAGUUCACAGGAUGGUUGUCAUCACUAGCUUGUCCAGAGGUCUUAGACACGGGUUCAAAUGACUGGCCAUUGUCUUGGACAUGGGGAAACGACUUUGUGGGUGGUGACAAACAUGGCAUGAGGUCCUACAUCUUGAACCUAAAAUCCAAGGUUCUAUGGUCUCGACUAAGAACCUUUCCUACAAACAAAGGCCACUAGCAUCGGCCAAAAACCACACUUCCCUUAUUCCAAUGACUACUAAUCAGAAACUACAUUCAAGCACACUUCUCCGGCCUAUCUUGCUAUCCACAUUUCGAACCUAGUAGUGAAGGAUGUCAUCAAACAAUGUAGGUGUUUCAAUGGCUUGAGUGCCAAGAAACCCUUUAUAGAGCAUACACUUAGACUUUUGUGGCCACUCUCUUCAUUUAUUUACCUCGUUUUAUUACCUCUUUUUGUUUAUUUUCUUUCUUUUUGCCCUUUCCUUCUUUUUCUCUUUUUUUCCGAGGGGGGUACUAGAGAGCUAAACACAUGCCACUUUUUUCAUUUAACGAACUGUGUUCUCCAUUUAAGAAAUUUCCCCCAAUACUACCUUCUCAUUUCUUGCAAGAACCGUGCAAAACCACCUAUGUAGAACCUCAAUGCAGCUUAAAAGGUAGAACUCUGAGACACAAGGUUAACUCACACUUUGACACGAAGAAAGGAUGGGUGGGGGUCAUUCUUUCAAUCACCAUUAAGCUCAACAAGCAUGAAGCUCCUACCAUUAGAAUGACCCCCAAAGUCACACGGGUCAAAGGGGUUGACUAGGGGAUAAAAUGUUUCGGGACUAUCAACUUUUGGGCAUGGACUAAUCCUAUGCCUCCAUCAUACUCACUAGUGACAACGGUGAAUGUUACACACCAUGGCGAGAGGGAUCUAUCAUACAUGAAGAAAAAAAUGAUCGGCACAAAACUCAAAUGGCGACCUAGCCACCUAACCAUCUACUCCAAUUCAAAAAAUUCCAAGCAUGGCAAUUAUAAUCAAGAAGUAACCAAGUCAAGACAUCCAUUCAUUCAAGAACACAUGAGAACUAAACUUUUGCACAACCCUAAUGUAUUGUCAAUCAUCAUAAUAGGAUGCACUCGAUUACAUGUAACAAUUCAAGAUUGAUGCCAAAUAAGGACGAGAUUCACCCACCAACUGGCCUUUUUGAUCAUGCAUAUCUUGGAGGCCUCAAAGUUUUCAAAUUUUGGAAUACAAUAAGGCUCCAACCAUUCACUCACAUGCAUAAUAGUAAACUACCCCUACCCCCCCCCCCCCCCCCCCCCCCCCCACAACACACACACUUAAGCACAACAUUGCCCUCAAUGGCGUAAAAUAUGGGGUAGAACGAUGCCGCAUGACUUGAAUGACAGUUUGAGAAAUUCCUGGGGUAGGAUGUUGGAGUUUCAAGGGAGAAACAAAAAACAAAGCACAAACACAACACAUUCUCGCUCGAGGAGAGGUUUACACAUAACAAGGGUUCACAAUACGAUUCAACAUAAAUAACUCACAAGGUACUAGUUCACACACAACUUAAGGAGAAAAUAAAAAUAAAAAUAAAAAGAGUUCAGAGUUUGCAAGUGGAGAAGUGGGGCGAAUGAAAUGGGGUCUGGCACGUGUCUCCCUCGAUGGCUACCUCGUCGUGGCAGGCCCACUCCUCGUCAUCGGAGAGGACACCCUAGCGGCGAGCCAUCCUCUCUACCAGAUCGGCAGUGCGGUCAAGGCGAGUGGUGACCCCCACAUAAUGUGCAUCGAGGAGAUCCACUCUCUCUUCGAGGUGUGGUCCGUAGGUAGAGGGUCCCAAAUGCAUCGUGUUCACCCGGUCCCGACCCUCGCAUCGAGAAAAGGUGGUAGCAACCACAAAUCCCUGAUGAAGCGGAUCAGAUGACUUGUUUAAUGAAUUGGGGGCUAUCAACCCUUUAUUUGUGUUCCAAUUUCCAGCCAGUAGGUUGGGGAUGACGGACUUCAUCAGGAGGGUGUGCAUGAUCCUCCAUGGUGUCAUGAGCUUCACAGUAUUAGUGACAGAGCCUCUGUAGUCGUCUCCCUGGUGCUCGGUGCGACAGAUGGCAUGGAAGGCCGCCUGGUAGUGGAAGUCGGUGAUGUAUUGUCGCUCUGUCGCUCUGUCAUCGUCAUGUACAACAAAUUCGGCCUAUUAGGACAAAUUUAUUUUUUUUGUCAUUUUCCUUUUGUCAUAAUAGAUCAUAUAAUAUGACAAAAUGUAUAAAUGUCACAUUUGGUA